This is a messenger RNA of Sorex fumeus (smoky shrew), 3678 nucleotides long. RefSeq names its product thrombomodulin (gene THBD). The record is from RefSeq and is a predicted model, not a curated record. Gene Ontology annotation, molecular function: calcium ion binding; transmembrane signaling receptor activity. The transcript has a single exon. Bases 15 to 1709 code for a protein of 564 amino acids. Lineage: Eukaryota; Metazoa; Chordata; Mammalia; Eulipotyphla; Soricidae. Gene Ontology annotation, cellular component: membrane.
CCCGCCCGGACAGCAUGCUCGUCCUGCUCCUCGGGAUCCUGGCCCUGGCCGGCUGGGGGCUGCCGGCGCCCACCGAGCCGCCGCCCCACGGCAGCCAGUGCGUCGAGCACGACUGCUUCGCGCUCUUCCGGCGCCCGGAAAGCUUCGCGGAGGCCGGCCGGUCCUGCCAGAGCCGGCGCGGCCACCUGAUGACCGUGCGCUCCUCGGUGGCUGCCGACGUCAUCGCCCUGCUCCUGAGCGGAGCCGGCGGGUCCGGGCUGCGGCUCUGGGUGGGCCUUGAGCUGCCGCCCGGCUGCAGCGACCCUGCCGCGGUCGGGCCCCUGCGUGGCUUCCGCUGGGUGACCGGCGACAACCGGACGAGCUACAGCAGGUGGGCUGGCGCGGCCGACGCGGCGCCCCUGUGCGGGCCGCUGUGCGUCGCCGUCUCGGCGGGCGCUGGCGAGCCGGCCUGGGAGGCACAGCGCUGCGACGCCGCGGCCGACGGCUUCCUCUGCGAGUUCCCCUUCGCGGCGUCUUGCCGGCCGCUGGCCCUGGACGCCGUGGCCGGCGGCGCGCACGUCACCUACAGCACCCCCUUCGGGGCGCGCGGGCCAGACUUCCAGACGCUGCCCGAGGGGAGCACCGCCGCCGUGGAGCCCCUCGCGCUGCAGCUGACGUGCCGGGCCGCGCCGGGGGAGGGCGAGGCGCGCUGGGGCCGAGAGGCGCCCGGCGCCUGGGCCUGCGGCGUGGACAACGGCGGCUGUGAGCACGCGUGCACCCUGAGCGCCGGGGAGCCGCGCUGCGUGUGCGCGGCCGACACCGCGCUGCAGCCCGAUGGGCGCUCCUGCGCGGCGCGCGACGACCACGCGUGCCACCGGCUCUGCGAGCACUUCUGCGUGCUCAGCACCGACGCGCCCGGCGAGUACUCGUGCAUGUGCGAGACGGGCUACCGGCUGGCGGCCGACCAGCACCACUGUGAGGACGUGGACGACUGCCUGUCGGAGCCAAGCUUGUGUCGCCAGCGCUGCGUCAACACGCAGGGCGGCUUCGAGUGCCACUGCUUCCCCGGCUACGAAAUGCUGAACGGGGAGUGCGUGGAGUCCCAGGACCCGUGCUUCGGGAACGACUGCGAGUACCAGUGCCAGCCUGUGGGCGGGACCAACUUCCUCUGCAUCUGCGCAGAGGGCUUCGCGCCCGACCAGCAGGACCCGCGCAAGUGCCAGAUGUUCUGCAACAAGACUGCCUGCGAGGCCGACUGCGACCCCAACAACCCGGAGGUCUGUCGGUGCCCCGAAGGCUACAUCUUGGACGAGGGUUACAUGUGCACUGACAUAGAUGAGUGCGACAACGGCUACUGUUCCGGCACCUGCCGCAACCUCCCUGGCAGCUAUGAGUGCCUCUGCGGCCCAGAGACUGCCCUCGCUGGCCAGGUUGGCACCGACUGUGAUCCGGUUAAGGUGAACGAGGAUGCAGGCUCCGGAGAGCCGCCCACCAGCCCGACUCCCAGCGCCACCUCCAGGCCCUCGCCUGCGGGGCCCGUGCACUCCGGGGUGCUCAUUGGCAUCUCCAUCGCCAGCCUGUCUCUGGUGGUGGCACUGUUGGCACUCCUCUGUCACCUGCGCAAGAAGCAAGGCACUUCUCCGGCUGAGCUGGAAUACAAGUGUGGGUCCCCAGCUAAGGAAGUGGUUCUGCAACAGGUGCGAACGGAUCUUACAGCCCAGAAACUCUAAGGUGGACUGCCUCGUUGCUGGGCUUCCCAGGCCCUCUUUCCCGAACAGGCGCCCCCUAAAGCGCCCCAGCAGCCAUCAGAACCCGAGAAGCCUCUGGGCUCCUUUCACUGAGCUGCAUCUGUGCUUGGCUGAGGAGGAGGGUUGGAAGGAACGUGUGCCCUGCCUCUUACAUGAUGUCCCUGGAAACUGGGAAGAGGUGAGACUUUAAAAUGAAGAUACAGACUGCAGUGUCCCGUGCCAUCACCCUGGACACCAGAGGGAUGAAUGUGACUUGGAAGCAAGCCCUAAGGCAGACUGUGAUCCUGUGGGUGAUGCACUAGUGAGUGUAACUGAACCGUGGAUGAUAGCUGUGAUAUUUAUUUUUCAGGAAUUUACAUUUUCUCCUUUAAUUUGCGUUCCUUCCCCCACCUGUGCGCUUCCAAUGCUCACUCUGUACCCCUCUCCUCCUUCCCUCUUUCAUCUUCCUUCUUCCUUAUCUCUAUAUUUAUAUACUCCCACUAGGUAAGUGACAGUUAAAAUAUCUUGAGUAUGCCUCUUCCCCUCCCAGUCCUGCCAAGUUGUUUUUCAGUGAUGAAACAAAACCCAUUUCUGUUUCCAUCAUUUCUCCUAAUUUUUCUCUCCCAGUUUUUUCUCUCUAAUCAACCAAAUCUCUCCACCUAUGUCUGACCUCACUUCUUGUCUGUCUAAGCACCCAUGUGAAAUGGAAAUGAAAACACUAAAAUCAAGAAUGAUAGAGAAGGGGUGAUUCUCUCUUUCACUGGGUUUGCUAUUCUGAACUUUCAGAUUUUCAGAGCAAUAUCAUUGAACAAAGAUUAAGAUGCAUGUGUUAAAUUAAUGUUGUUAGAUCAUAAAAAUUAAACCCAAGGAGUUUUUAAUUUUUAGUUUUAAACAGUGAGCCUGGGUUUUGUUGUUAUUGCUGUUUUGAUUUGAACUGAAAGUUGGUAAUUGUUAUUAAGUAGAUGUGCAGUUUCCUUUUCUACUAUUAUUAUUAUGAGUUGUUAUUGAAAUUUUUGAAAAUGUUUGCAUUAUUGCUUUUAGAUUGAGAAGGAAACACCUCCUAGGAGACAAGUUUAAGACAGUGUGAACUGCAUGAAUCAUAUAGCAGUCAUUCUGACUCUCAUUGCUUGUAUAAUGCACAGGCCAAAAUAAAAUAUGCUCUACUCAUUUAGGAGGAUCUGGGAGCUUGGCAUGGAACCAGGAGGAUGCCCUGGUAGGGUCUCACCAUGAUUGAGCCUUGAGAAUUUUUUCCAUUUCAGAGAAGCAUUGCAGCCCGAGUCAUUGGAAUGUGGUGGCUGGAUAAGAAGUAGUGGUUCCCCUAAGAGGUGGCUAGAAAUACAGAAUCGGGUUCCAUGGCCCUACUUCCUUCAAGAUAGUCUAUUUUAACAAUACCUUCAGUGGGGUUGUCUCCACUGUAUAGUUGAAUAAAAUCAUCCCAGACAGUUCCUAACUUUCUGGGGUACGUUAAAUGUGGAUUAGUAAUAAGUAGCAGGCCAAAUCAGGCCCUUUGUUUUUCAAGAAACUGAGGAAUUUUAUUUUAUAGCUUUGCUUUCUGAUAGAAGAAUAGGUACACACUUUUAGACAUACAGAGUAGUUUGGUUGAACUAAGCUAGGAAUGAAAUUGUGCUUCUUGUAGAAAAAUAUGUAUCAGAUAGGAAAGUGUAUUUUUGUGAUAAAAAUGUUUUCCUCCACUAUUUUGUAAACUCAGCAUAUUUGUACAUAGUUAUUUAUUUAUGGAAAUAGAACACAGGCAAAAUCCUUGCUUAUGACAUCACAGGUAGAAAAUAAACAAAUAAUAGCUCAUACUUGUGUGAUGCAUCUGUUCAAAAUGCCUCUUUUUUGUCAUUAUAAAGCCCACUGGUGGGCUUCCAUCAAUGCAAAUACCAAGUAUCUCUCCACACCCCAAAAUUAGCUCCAUCUGUACAUGGCAUCAUCUCUGACUUUCAGCGAUCUCUCUAGAAGUCAUUUUAUU